Molecule: messenger RNA, 499 nt
Organism: Pseudogymnoascus destructans
Lineage: Eukaryota; Fungi; Ascomycota; Leotiomycetes; Thelebolales; Thelebolaceae
Product: translation machinery-associated protein 20
Exons: 3
Coding region: 140-454 (104 amino acids)
Biological process (GO): formation of translation preinitiation complex
Molecular function (GO): RNA binding
Source: RefSeq, a predicted model, not a curated record
CAACACAACACAUCCCUCACCAACCCACGCGACGUCACAACAACCCUAAACCAGCCACCACGAUGUUUAAGAAAGACAUCUCACCAGGCUCCAAGCCGAAGGUCAAGUCGUCUAUUUAGCGCGCGCUUAGGACGCAACUAUGCACAACCUACCCACUUCUACGCCGUAUAUCGAUGAGGUGGUGCCGAAGAAGGAGCAGUUGGAUGCUAUGAAGAUCCUAGAGAGAGUAACCCUCUACCUCAUUAACGGCGAACCCGUCUUCUUCCAACACAUGAGCGACCCGCUCCUCCCUAACCUCAAGCUCGUGCACCGCUUUCCCCAAGCCUCCCCGCGCAUACGUAUCGACCGCGGCGCAAUCCGCUGCGUGCUGUCCAGCGUAACACUGAUGGCUCCGGGGAUCACAAGCUGCCAGGAGAUGAUGGAGAAGAGUGGGGUGCGGCAGGAGAGCAUCUAGAGAAGGGUGCGCCGGCAGGAGAGCAUCUAGAGAAGGGUGUGCCGG